Molecule: messenger RNA, 1434 nt
Organism: Limanda limanda (common dab)
Lineage: Eukaryota; Metazoa; Chordata; Actinopteri; Pleuronectiformes; Pleuronectidae
Gene: shisa8b
Product: shisa family member 8b
Exons: 5
Coding region: 1-1434 (477 amino acids)
Biological process (GO): regulation of AMPA receptor activity; regulation of short-term neuronal synaptic plasticity
Cellular component (GO): postsynaptic density; postsynaptic membrane; AMPA glutamate receptor complex
Source: RefSeq, a predicted model, not a curated record
AUGGAGGCCACCAACCCUUCUUGCUUCCACCUUUUCCUCUUCUUCUCCUUCUCCCCCAUUAUAACACAGCCUGCCCUCACCCAGGACCCCUCCGUCACCACGAUGACGAUAACCAAGGGAGACCCGUUCAUCGCCCCAACCAACGUGGCCAACCAGACCACUCCGAGCUAUGUGGAGGCAACUCAAAACACCCCUCUAGAGACGGGAUUGUCCACUCCAUCAAGCGGUGGAGACGCAGAUGACGAGGAUGCCCUUCCAGCCAGCGGGACCCGUUGCAUGGGCUACUACGACGUGAUGGGCCAGUGGGACCCGCCGUUCAACUGCAACGCCGGCGUCUUCCUCUACUGCUGCGGGACCUGCUUCUACCGCUUCUGCUGCCAGUUCCGCCAGCAGCGGCUGGACCAGAGAAUCUGCUCCAACUACGACACGCCCAUCUGGGCCAACACCGGUAAGCCCGUGGCCACCAUCACCGAGGGCCAGGAGGACCAGGACCGGGACCGCACGCACCUCAUCGUCUACAUCAUCUGUGGAGUGGUGGCCAUCAUGGUGCUGGUGGGCAUCUUCACCAAACUGGGCCUGGAGAAGAGCCGCGGUGUGAGCGGAGGCGGAGCAGGGGCGCAACAUGCUGACCUCAACUCCAGGACACUGACCGACCUUCUGAAGCACCAUGGGGGCGAAGUGAGCUCGGUGGAAAACGCCACGGCCAGUUCACCCAAUGGAGGAAGAGCCAAUGGAGUCUCAGCCAGGAUGCUGCGCAGCAGGAGUGAGCAGUACCAUUUGAAUAACUCAGGUUAUGGGCCGUUUGGACAAGGGCUUCCACACCCGCAAAGCAACCACAGCACAGUGGGACUGAACAAAUACACUUCGCUCAAAGCUGUGGCUGACAGUGCAUCUCGUAGCUACUACAAGAGCUUCCCACUCAUGGACUUCUCUCAAUACCAACCUGUGGCGCCUCCUUCCUUCCAGCCUGUACCAGUUCCACCCAAAGAGAAGUCCUACAUCCAUCAGCCCCUGCCAGCACACCACAGCCUCCAUGCCCCGCUGUCCAUCUCCAUCCCCUCCAGCCAUCUGGAGCACUCGCACCUCCCGAAGACCAACACACACCAGCUCCUCUCCAGCUCGGCCUUCAAAGUCUGGGAGCCGACUAGUCGCCAUGUCCACAGGCAGACGUCUGCCCCGGGGCGAACGUCCUCCACGCACAGCUCCUCCCGAAGACAAGGCUACUCCACCCGGAGGCAGCAGAGCAUAGAGAACAUGACGGAGCUCUUCGGUCAGCCCUAUGGAGGGAUGUAUGGAGGGGCUGCAGGGGGAGCAGAACAGGGGCAGCAGCAGCAUCAGCAUGUCCAGGGGCAACACCCAUCUCAACCCCCCUAUUACCACCAUACCAGGCAAAAGAGCUACUCCACCCACAGUACGACUGAGGUGACCGUUUGA